Messenger RNA from Neurospora hispaniola, 2472 nucleotides. RefSeq lists its product as uncharacterized. The transcript has 2 exons. The record is from RefSeq and is a predicted model, not a curated record. The coding region runs from base 1 to 2472 and encodes 823 amino acids. Lineage: Eukaryota; Fungi; Ascomycota; Sordariomycetes; Sordariales; Sordariaceae.
AUGGAACUAGCCACAAAAAUGUCAGAAAAGAGUGACUGGACAUGUCAUCGCUGUGUAGUGGAUAGCCAAGAGGCAGCACGACGCCAUCAUUACCAUGCCAGGUCGUCAUUCUCUCUACGUUCAGCCUCGUCAACCACCUCACUCCGUCUCUCCACCACCUCCACCGUCGGUCUCCCCAGAAGGCCCUCCUCAGCGAUGGGCUACUCUGUGUCCUCUUCCUCAACCGACAACACUCAGCCUGCCCGUCUCAUCCCCUGCUCUAUUCCGCAAUGCGAGGCACCUUCGGUCAAUAUCUUCUGUGCCCAGCAUCUCAAGUCUUUUCCAGUGCCACUACCCGAUGACCUGGUCACUUCUGCCUCCCAGAAACCUGACGCAGCUGCUACUUCAUUGAAGUCAUCAGGACAUCCAUCCUCAUUGUCUCAGUCAUCCAUCACUUCACAUUCGGUUGAUGGUCAAGGUGGCGCCAGAAAACCAGCCCAGACAAACAGCGAGGCUGAAGUUGCCGAUGUUGCUAGACAAAGCGCACAGGGCUGCAAACCAAAUUCUUUGGAGACUGGUCCGGUGAAUAAGCGUUCCUCGCCCUUUCCUACCACGAGGUCCAAACUUCUGCCGGGAAACAUUGUGAGACGCAAAACUGCCGGCAAAGACCCAUACCUGAACCGACGGACUCCUAAACCUGGACCCAGCACGCAUAAAGAUUCUAACUCCUUAGCGAAAAACUCAACCUUGGCUUCAACUGGGUCCUCUUCACUCAAGCCCAAGACCCUCUCUUCUACCUCAGCAGACUCUAUCUCCCCACGUUUGACCACAAACAUCAGUUCCUUGUCAGAUUCGAACGGUGGGCCACCUAACAAGAGCUCGAGUUUAUCGCCUUCUUCCACCGGUGUUGACAGUGGUCGUAUGAACGGUUCUGAGACUGGCGACAAGCCUCAACCAGAGACCAAAGUCCAGCAGUCUACGAAUCCCGCCAACAUGGCAAUCGACGCCCCUUGUCUGGCGGGUGAAAAGCAACAACCUGGUGAGCGCCAAAAUGGUUCUACACAAUCGUCAAACCCACGGCUCCCACCGAGCAGGAUAGCAGAACUUGCACGACAGCUGAGAUUUUCGGAAGAGAUGCAAGAUGCGGCCUGCAGUGGCUCGGCUGUGCAUGCUCCUCAACAACCCGUGAAAGGUCCGAUCCCCGCUCAUGAUCCAGGGCCGCAGAACAAUCUUCCUCCUGCCACUCACCAGCAGAAUUCAUCUGGAGGCAUUUCAAACGUACAUGUUAUAAUGCCAACCGGUCAGAGCAGUAAUUACAUGUCUAUGGCUGAUAGACUUAUGGUACAUUAUGCCAGAAGUGCAUUUGACCUCGCGGGCUAUAACCCUCCGGCAGGGCUGAUACGAGGGUCUAUGUCCGCUCAUCUUAGCGCGAAUGGGGCCGAAUUAACUCAAUCAAAUACCACAGAGCCCCUCCCAGAUCUUCGCAGUCAAGUUCUACCGCAGGGAUCGACGGUUCAAAGUAAUCCAAAUCAAACAGUUGGGCAACAUAGAUCACUGCCUCCACAGAAACCCCGACAACCUCAACCCAGGCCACGACCCAUAGUGACCAAUUUACAUGAGCCCAUCAUAAUAUCAGAUUCUGAGUCUGAUUCCGAAGAACAGCUUGAGCCGGAGCCGCAAGUAGAAUCAGGCCCUCCACCGGAACCGGCAUCAGUUCCAGAGCCGCCACAGCAGGAGCCCCAGGCCAAGAGGACAGAGUUACAGCAGAGUCAAAAGUCACAACAAGAGGUGCCAAGCCGAGAGCCGGUUCCUCCAGAUAUAGAGCCGGAACCCAUACUUGAGUCGGUCUCGCAAGCUCAGCCCAAACCUAAACUGAUACCCCAGCCCAUAGCCAAACCGACACCUCAGCUCAGUCCACGCAAACAGACCAGUCCGCCGCCAAAUAAAUCACCAACACCGGUCCCAGACGAGCCACUUUACGCUCACAUCGAUCCUCGAAUACAUUGGCCACAACGACACUCGCAAGAAUGGUUUGAAGCCAAGCAAAAGGAGAUCCAAGCCCGCGGAAAACGCAAAGCCAACUUUGGCAGAGCUGCUCAAAGUAUGCACAGACAGCGAGUGGCUGAAGGACCACCGGAGACUCUUGAGGAGACGUUACCGGACAAAGUGUUGGAUAAUCCAGCUUGGGUGGAUAUGCUCAAGAAACUACGGGAUAUGAAGCCUGUACCUGGAAGAGGAAAGGGAAAGGAAACUACGGGUAUUGUCACUACGACUGCAACAACAGCGACAGCAACAGCCACAACUACGAGGGGGAGGAGAACCGGCAGUCGGUUGAAGAGGACGUUAUCAAGUGUGUCUACGGGAAGCGCUACCCACGGUGGCGAGUCUGAAACAGCUGAUAAGGCUAUUACUACUCCAAACCCUAAAAGGAGAGCUACUGGUGCCGGGCUGAGGAGGACGUUGUCGAAUGUUUCGGCAGGACCACCACUUUGA